AUUUUAUUAUCCGAAUCACUAGUUUUCUAUAAAUAAUUUUAUUUUAAUUUUAGUUAUGCUAAUCGGGCUAAAAAUAUAAAGAAUCAACCACGUAUAAAUGAAGAUCCUAAAGAUGCUUUAUUACGAAAAUUUCAAGAAGAAAUAGCUCGAUUAAAAGAACAACUUGAAGGAAAAAGUAAACAUGGUAAAAAAUCACGUCGCCAAAGAACUCAUGAUGGAGCUGAUAAUGAUGAAAGUAAUGAUAGUGGUCAAAACGAUGAAGAAUUAUAUCUCAAAGAUCAACAAGAUAAACUCAAUGAAGAGAAACGGUCAAUUCUUCAGAAAAAAAAUUUGAAUGAAACUGAACGAGAAGAUAUGCUUAGAGAAUUAGAAGAAAAACAACAAGAAAUUCAACGUGAACAAGAUGAACGUCGUGAAAUGCAAAAUAAAAUUCAACAAAUGGAAUCAAAAUUGAUUACUGGCGGAAAAGAUAUUGUUACACAUACAAGUGAACAAGAAGAAACUUUACUACAAAAACGACGUUUAAUUGCUGAAGCUGAACGUCGUCAUUAUGAAGUUCAAAAACAAUUAGAACAAGGUGAAGAAGAACGACAAACAAUUAAUGAAAAAUAUACAAAUAUAAAAGAAGAAGUUGAAGAUAAACGUGCUAAAAAAGAGAAAUUAUCUAAACAAUUAAAAAAACUUGAAGCUAAAAAACUUGAGAUUGUUGAAAAACAUCGAAUAGUACGUGAAGAACUUGAAGCUGAACAACGUGAAAUACAGAAGCAAACUAAAUUAUUCCAACUUAUUAUUGAAAAUUUUAUUCCUACUGAUGAACGUGAACGAUUAUUAAAAAGAAUUCAAUUUGAUGAUCGACAUAAUCGUUGGACACUGAAAGAAUUAUCGAAACAAACAGAUCAAAUGGCAGCUCGGCCGAUAUUAACUCAUAGUGAUCGUCGUCCUAUAGCUGUACAUUCACAGUCAAAUUCGAUUCCUGAAAUAGCUUAUUUUAAAGGUGAAAAUAUUAUUUUACUUCAACUUGAUUUUCCUAGUCGAACAACUCGUGAUUAUGAAGAUCCAAUGGUUCCACCAAUGAUUCAAGCAGCUAUGGGAAAGGCAAUGAAAGAUGAAGAAAAUAUUGAAUUAGAUGCCAAGUAGCUAAAAAUAAAUU
Rotaria sordida is the source of this 1150-nucleotide messenger RNA. Lineage: Eukaryota; Metazoa; Rotifera; Eurotatoria; Philodinida; Philodinidae. The record is from the annotation of a GenBank genome assembly.